UUUAUGUUAUGUAAUUGUAUAUACUUAGCUACACAAAUAUUGUGUACGCUUAUUUAUACCAUAUAUAAAUAUAUUUAGAUUUUUUUUCCCCAACACGUUGGUGUGAUGGAUGACCAUCAGAAUAUGAAUUUAUCCUGGCCAGGUCAUGUUCUUCCCUUGGACCACUCUUUGCUGAGGUAUUUAAACAGCACAGAGGAAUACUUAGCAUAUUUAUGUGGGCCGAAACGUAGUAGUUUAUCUAUGCCUAUGACUCUAGUCUAUGCAUUUAUUUUUUUAGUGGGGGUCAGUGGAAACAUACUGGUGUGUCUGGUGAUAUUAAAGCACCAUAACAUGAGGACCCCAACAAACUAUUACCUGUUCAGUCUGGCUGUGUCUGACCUUCUGGUCCUGCUUCUUGGGAUGCCUCUUGAAGUGUAUGAGAUGUGGAGCAACUACCCUUUUCUGUUUGGUGCUUGGGGUUGUUAUUUCAAGACAGUUUUGUUUGAGACUGUAUGCUUUGCCUCCAUCCUCAGUGUGACCACUGUCAGUGUGGAAAGGUACGUGGCCAUCAUCCAUCCCUUUCAAGCCAAGCUCAAGAGCACCCGAAAAAGGGCACUAAGAAUACUCAUCACACUUUGGAUCUUCUCCAUUCUUUUUUCCAUUCCCAAUACCAGCACACAUGGUAUCCUCCUGCAGUACUUCCCCAAUGGAAGCCUUGUUCCUAACUCUGCCACUUGCACUGUUGUCCAACCUCUGUGGAUUUACAAUUGUAUUAUCCAGAUCACAUCCCUGCUCUUCUACAUUCUUCCAAUGGGAGUUAUCAGUGUCCUCUACUGCCUGAUGGGCAUCAAACUCAGAGGCGAUCAGUCACUGGAAGGCGACAAAAUGUCUGUAAACAUACAGAGGCCAUCUCGAAAAUCAGUCACAAAGAUGCUUUUUGUCUUAGUGAUGGUCUUUGCCCUCUGCUGGGCUCCCUUUCAUGUGGACCGACUUUUCUUUAGUUUUGUGGUUGAUUGGACUGAACCCCUUGCCAAUGUCUUUAACCUCAUUCAUGUAAUUUCUGGUGUCUUCUUCUAUCUCAGCUCCGCUGUCAAUCCUUUGAUCUACAACCUCCUAUCUAGACGCUUUCGCUCUGCAUUCAGAAACUUCCUUCCACCACUUUUCAAACACUGGACUCCGAAAAUUCCGGUCCAGGUUCUAGUGCCUCAGAAAAGCACCUUGAUCUUGGCAGAACGAAAGCGCAAAGACUCAGCUGAAGAAGGCAGUCCUUCCUUUCCCCACCGCACCUCUGUCUGCAGCUCCCACCUCUCCACUGUGUUGUGAUAUUUCAUGGUGGGAACAAAAGGAGACUUUGGACAUGUGGGCAGUCAACUGUUGAAGGGAUUACUUUAGUUAACUGCAAAUACUGAAUUUUCUGCCCAGUUAAUCGCCAGUGCAGUUAUCAGAGAGGUGGCUUAAUCAAAGAAAAGUUUAUUCAUUUCAUUGCUAAACUCAAUUAAGACACGUUGCUCUGUGUAUGCAAAUCUUGUUAAGCAACUUGUGUUGUUUUGUUCUUUUAGCUCUGUGACAGUAUAGUAGUACAGAUGGAGUAAUAUAUGUGCUUUAUGAUGGUAUACUUUUAUAUGACUGACACUACAGUUAAUAUUCACAAGACUUGAGUAAUGAUGCAACUAGAAGCCUAAAUCAGAAAGAAUCUCUUUGGACGAUUAUCUGCAGCUAGCAAGAUCGGAUAUCCACCAUAUAAGGCGCUUCAGCCAAUGCAUAAAGUUUCCUGUAUGUACCAAUCCUUUGACAAUGAUGAUCUGUGCUGGGAAAUCCAUGAAGGCCUCCUCCAUAUGUGCUUUGGUCAAUCCACCUUAGACAGUAUUGUUUGCAUCCAACCUCUGCAGAAAAACAGCCUAAAGUAGCAUCAGUUGAAGUCAUCACAAGCCAUGAGUCAAGAUAUUGGAUUGCUUUCUGCUAGGUGGAGGUAAAUGAGGUUCAGGAGAAAAGAACCCAAUUUGGAUGGCAUUCUCUUAAAAGAGUUACAAAGUCAGGUGAUAACAUAAAUUUUUACCAUCUGAGAAGUCAUGCUGCAUACAAUACAAAACACUGGACAUGUCUAUGAAAAUUACAGUAUAUAGUAAUGAUGCCUUAGGGUUAAUGCAGAGUAUCCAUUGCAUUCCAAUUAGUGAAUGCUGAGACUGUAUCCCAACAACAAGAGGAGAGCUACAGCUUGCAAACCAUGCUGGGCCAUAACCAGCAAUUAAAGUCAUAUCAGAAGUCUACAGUGAGGCCUCAGAGUAUAUUUCAAAAAAGUAAAAAUGUAGAAAAUAUGGUGAAAAUAACUUUAUUGCCCCCAGUUAUCACGAAAUGAUCACCCGCAUAAGUGUGUAUUGUGGCUUGUUAUAUGUAUGUGCUGUUCAACUUUUGUGCUGCAUAUGAUAUUGUGUAUUUAUUGAUGUAUGCUUUGUACUGAAGUCUGAUAUGAUAAGGCAGCCAUACAGUAGGACUUACAUACAGGUUAAUUCUAAGUCUUUGCUAGAACAUUAUCGAAGUAAUCCUCGCCCUUACCUUAACUGUGGGGGUCACCACUCUUGUACCCCAAUCCUCUGCACUAUAGAGGAUCAUGAAUAAAAUCUCUACCCCACAAAGGAGAUCCUGAUCUGGUAUGGAACACAAGCAGAACCCUAUGUCAUCCUCAACUUCUGUUCAAACCACUGUGCCAGUUCACCCAAUCUCCAACUUCUGGUCAAGCCACUGGGCCAGAUCAACCAAUCCCCACUUUCUGCUUAAGCCACUGUACCACUUCAACCAAUCCCCAACUUCUGCUCAAGCCACUGUGCCAGUUCAACCAAUCCCCGCUUUCUGCUUAGGCCACUGUGCAUCUCAACCAAUACCCACCUUCUGCUCAAGCCAUUGCACUAGUUCAACCAAUCCCCUUCUGCUUAAAUUACUUUGCCAGUUCAACUAAUCCCCACCUUCUGCUCAAGCCACUGUGCCAGUUCAGCUGGUCAACACAGGGGUACUACUGCAAAAAAUAUUGGUGUUGGGACUUGCAGUAUGCCAUUUAGUGGUCCCAACCAAUGUCUUGGAGAGUUGACAGGACUGUCAUAGUUUGUGUUAAUCAAAUUUCCUGGUACCGCUUUACAUGCAGUGGUUGGGGUUUUAGUUCAUGUAAGGAAGAGUUAAGGAAUAAGGAUUGUAUUUCAAAAAUUCCCCACACAAAAGAUGCAUUUAUUGUCUAAUUCCUGCACAAAUCGUUACACCAACAAUAUUUACCCAAGUAAAUAUAAACAUAUACUGUAAACUGCAAUUUACUACUGUGGGCUCUAUUUGUCAAAGGGCAGUAAGCUUUAUUGCCAGCAAAAACGUGAAAUGUAACAGGCAUUAUGAGUUUUUAAUAAUCCACAUUUAAGUUUAAGGGGUUGCAAUAACCAAAAAUACAACAUAAAAAUAUUGAAAAUAUAUUCCUUCUUCCAGGCUAAACAGAGACCCACAGCAGAAAAAAAAACAGUGUCUCAUAUUAAAUUUUUUGUCUGUUUUCAAGUUUUUGUUUUCUAGUACAGUAUAACGGGUCACCUAAGUUCCUGCCUGCCAAUACGCCCUCUGCUCUGUCCAGCCCAGCAUCCUCACCUAGCACCAUUCCUGCCUCCUAAUACCUAAUACCCCACCCUGACCCCACCCACCUCCCAUCACUUCAUCCCGCCCCUCCACUAACACGAUACUUAUACUUGUGGCGGGUCCUCAUUUCCUAAUUCAGGGGGUUAUUUAGAUGUGGUUGGAGUUACUGUUCAUUCAGCAAAGUACUAAUUAUUAGUACUUUGUGCAUAUGCAGGACCCCUUCUGCGCAUGUGGAAACGGGUCCUGCACAAUGGACACACUACGGCAUCAGACUGUCAGUGAUUGAGAUUCUGAUAUUAUUUGGGGGCAAGGAGGGGGCUGCGACGACCUCCAUUUCUCCAAAUGGAGGCAUGACGCCGCAGUUUAGGGGAAAGGAAGAGGCCAUGGAUCUCCACGGUUGCUGGGAGAUUUCCUGGCCUCUGCAAGGAGCGGCUUGGACAUCACCAUGGGUGUCGCAAGCCGCCCUAUGUUUAGUGAGUGAUCUGAUGCUGCAUCCUAGGAUGUAGGUCAGAUCAGAGCCGUAACUACGUGUGUGCCAGGUGUGCCUGGCACACAGCGCAGUUGCCUUGAGGGCGCAACGGCCAGCGGCUUGUAAUGCAUCAAAUUGACGCAUUACAAGCCGCCUGCGCUGCGUGCGCUGUGCUGGAGGAGAAGAGGAGAGCAGCAGC
This is a messenger RNA of Pseudophryne corroboree (corroboree frog), 4250 nucleotides long. RefSeq names its product neuromedin U receptor 2 (gene NMUR2). Gene Ontology annotation, biological process: neuropeptide signaling pathway. The record is from RefSeq and is a predicted model, not a curated record. Gene Ontology annotation, molecular function: neuromedin U receptor activity. Gene Ontology annotation, cellular component: plasma membrane. The transcript has 4 exons. The coding region runs from base 106 to 1302 and encodes 398 amino acids. Lineage: Eukaryota; Metazoa; Chordata; Amphibia; Anura; Myobatrachidae.